AUGAGUGAAGAAGUAAAAGACGACAAUCCAUAUAGUCGUCUAAUGGCUCUUAAAAGAAUGGGUAUUGUUCAAAAUUAUGAAAAAAUAAGAGACUGUUCAGUUUUAAUUGUAGGUGUAGGAGGAGUAGGUUCUGUUGUAGCUGAAAUGUUAACGCGUAGUGGAAUAGGAAAACUUGUGAUUUAUGAUUACGAUAAAGUUGAACUUGCAAAUAUGAAUAGACUAUUCUAUACUCCUCAUUAAGUCGGCCUUUCUAAAGUACAAGCUGCAAAAGAAACUCUUUUAAGUAUUAAUCCUGAAAUCGAAAUAGAUGCAUUUAAUAUGAAUAUUACAUCUUCGUCUGGUUUUGAUCAUUUAUUUGAUAGAAUUUAAAAAGGUGGUAAAAAUGAAAGUAGAAUAAAUUUAGUAUUGUCUUGUGUUGAUAAUUAUUCCGCUAGGAUGACAAUAAAUACGGCAUGUAAUGAAUUAGAUUAAAUUUGGUUUGAAAGUGGAGUUUCUGAAGAUGCUAUGAGUGCUCAUAUUUAAGCUAUGAUUCCUGGAGAAACAGCUUGUUUUGCAUGUGCAAGCCCUAUAGCCGUUAUUGAAUAAGAUGAGUAAAAUAUAAAAAGAGAAGGUGUCUGUGCUGCAAGUUUACCUACUACUAUGGGUAUUACGGCUGGUUUUUUGGCACAAAAUACUUUGAAGUUUUUAUUAGAUUUCGGAGAUUUAACCUUUUUGUUAGGGUAUAAUGCUAAAAGCGAUUUUUUUUAAAAUUAUGUUAUAAAACCGAAUGAAGAUUGCAAAGAAGCGGCUUGUUAGAAAAGAUAAAAAGAAAAAAAAGGAAGUAAAGGGUUUUUGGGUUUAAUUGAAGAAAAAAAAUAAAAAAUAAAAGAUGAGUAAUCUAAAUAGUUUUAAAAUUUGGAAAACAAGUGGGGAAUUGAGAAUGUUGAAGAAGGAAAUUAGGUUAUUUCCUCAUAAUUUUAGGAAGUUUAAGAAGAAGAAUAAAGUAAAUUAGAAGAUACUAAUUUAGAAGAUCUUAUGGCAAAAUUAAAAUAAUUGUGA
Molecule: messenger RNA, 1038 nt
Organism: Ichthyophthirius multifiliis
Lineage: Eukaryota; Ciliophora; Oligohymenophorea; Hymenostomatida
Product: ubiquitin-like modifier activating enzyme 5, putative
Exons: 3
Biological process (GO): protein ufmylation
Cellular component (GO): cytosol; cytoplasm
Molecular function (GO): UFM1 activating enzyme activity
Source: RefSeq, a predicted model, not a curated record